CCCCCCCCGGGCUUCAUUGCCACCUACCUCAUUUAUAUUAUACUAAACAGGCACCGCAACUGCUUGCUACUAAGGGCUCUUCCAAUCCAUCUGAGGUACCUAUCUGAACACACCAUAUGUCAGAUUCCCUCUCAAGUUCUAAGUAUGGCGUCACCUAUCUCUACUGCAGAACCCAAAGGCGAGCCGUCCCAACCUGAAGCAAUGGUGGACAACGGCGAAGCGACAAAACUCAAAGAAAAGCAAGCCCAUUCGGAAAAUCCACCAGCGCGAACUUUUCAUUACGAACAACUUCCUUACGACCUUCAAUACGAAGUGCUCCGCUCACUCGACUACUCUACCGCAACUUUACUGACAUCCGCAAAUCGUUAUUUCCACAAUGUACUUUCUCCAAUGCUAGAAUAUGCGGUUCCCGUCCCCGAACGACUGGAAGGAUGCAAAAAAGUCGACCAAAACACUCGAAGUAAAUUUUGGGCUUGUUACAGAUGUCUAAAAGUUCUUCCGAGGUCAUCUUUUGGGGAUCAACACGCAGCCAUGAAAGGCUCACAGCGAGCAAACGCACAGACGUUACGUAAAUCGCGCCGCUGUUGGGACUGUGCCAUCGAGAACAACUACUACGCGGACCUUCGACCUGUCAAGAAGGAUAGAGUCUUGUACUACCCUUGCCAUGACUGUGGACUUCUUGGCACAGAGUUCAACAGGUGUCGGGGCGAGCACGUAUCCCGCAACGUCGUCAACAGACAGUGCUCCAAAGACAAGCAACUCUCGCCUUUGGAACGUCUUUCCACGGGAAUUCUCCAGCAAACUAUUGGCUACUUGGACUGCCUUGACACCAUACAUCUACGCAUGGCUAGUUGCUCGACGAUGCAUCAAAUCAAGCUUGAUUGGGUACCCAUCCAUAAGCGCUUUGCCUUGGUUUUGACGAAAGAAGCGCCUCUCAUUGAGUUGGUAUACCCAGAGAUUUUCAAGCUUAAGGACGAAAGUGCCAGCCCGGUUGCGAGGGAGAUGCCUAGACAGGAACACCCGUACCCUUGCUAUAGCUGCUUCAAAGUUAAGAUUGCCGCCAAAUUUCCCAGCAAGACUCUACAAUUUGCGCAGGAAGAGCCGAAUCGCUUCUGGCAGCGCCGGUGCAAAGAUUGCUGCACGCUCGCGGCUAACGACCAGGAGAUAUUGACUCUGUGGCUCCAGCGUCGCCUUUGCUCUGACUGCGGGUUGGUGAGGGUCAGGGGGGAAGCUUGCCUUGGUUGCGCAGAGGCACAGGAUACUUGCUGAAAACGCAUUCGGCCACGACGAGUCUGAAGCGAAACUACAGUACCUAGUCACUUCGACUGUGAAGUAAGAGAAAUACCU
Molecule: messenger RNA, 1347 nt
Organism: Colletotrichum godetiae
Lineage: Eukaryota; Fungi; Ascomycota; Sordariomycetes; Glomerellales; Glomerellaceae
Exons: 1
Coding region: 145-1269 (374 amino acids)
Source: RefSeq, a predicted model, not a curated record